Messenger RNA from Portunus trituberculatus (swimming crab), 2344 nucleotides. RefSeq names its product GDP-fucose protein O-fucosyltransferase 2-like. Bases 312 to 1565 code for a protein of 417 amino acids. Gene Ontology annotation, molecular function: peptide-O-fucosyltransferase activity. NCBI's taxonomy places the organism in Eukaryota, Metazoa, Arthropoda, Malacostraca, Decapoda, Portunidae. Gene Ontology annotation, biological process: protein O-linked glycosylation via fucose. The record is from RefSeq and is a predicted model, not a curated record. The transcript is spliced from 9 exons.
AGCACACGAAUUAUAGUUGAAACUUCCAGAUCUUUAUCAUAUUCUGGUUAUUAUUAAAUGGACAUUCACAAGUUAUGUUUCUACCAUCGACCAUACAAGUUCAUGACGUAAUAUUUUGGUACUAAUGGCAUAUCUCAUAUCAUGGGAUAAAGAAAAGUAGUGCAGGAGAAGUAUUCAUCGUAAUAAGUAAUGCAGUCUUAUUUGUCACCAAAUUAAAUGGUGCUGGGGUUAUAUUCCUGGGUCAGAAAGUCUGUGGCUAUCCUUCAGUUUUCACAACUAUUAGUUCUUGUGGUGUAAGGGAGACUAGCUAGAUGGGCAGCCCAAGCAUAGCCGCUUUUUUCACCUUGUUUAUAGCCAUAAGCGGCCUCAAAGGAGAAUUUUGUCCAAGGGAAGAAGAGGAAGCUGUAAGGUACCUUCUGUAUGAUGUUAAUUAUGGAGAGGGCUUUAACCUGCGCCGGGAUGUUUAUGUCCGAAUUGCAAACUUAGUUCGCAAGCUAAGUCAGGACCACAACUGGGUACUGGUCCUUCCUCCCUGGGGGAGAUUCUAUCAUUGGUUCAAUACUCCUCCAGGAACAUUCUUUCCUUGGAAGAGUUUCUUUGAUGUUGGGAGUCUUCAGAAAUGGAUCAGAGUAAUUGAAUUUGAAGACUUUUUGAAAGCUCAUGGACCAAACGUGAAUUCAGCUUACGUCCUACAACACUUUGAGGAGGGAUGGACGGAUGGCAAGUGGGAAGAAAAAUAUGAGGAGAGGCCAUGUAUUGGCAGACCCAUAUUUCAGUACAAAGAUGAAGAGAGAAUAUGGGUGGGGCAUCUCUGGGGCUCACAGGUGACAUCACAGACCUUCUCCUGUGUGUCAGUCCAGGGCCAUGCCUCAACUAUCAUUCCACUUCUUAUGAAAGAUGCCAGUAGUAGAUCAAUCUACAUAGGAAGAGCAGAGACCAUACUACACGAUGAAUAUGGUGGUAAAUGGUACUGGAAGGCACGGAGGAGCAUGCGCUUUGCCACCCACCUGCAGAAUGAGGCAGCCAAGUUCAGAGCAGCACAUCUAGCCUCUGAUGAUGUCCAGGAUGUUACACAGGUGGAAUCAGAUUGGAGAGAUACAAAACCACAGCGAAAAAGUGACAGAGGUGGUCCAUAUGUUGGUGUUCAUCUUAGAAGAAAUGAUUUUGUUCAAGCUAGAGGGAAGGAGGUGCCAAGCUUGAAGAAGGCAGCUCAACAGAUCAAGCAUACUGUUAAAAAACUAAACUUAACAUCUGCUUUCAUUGCAACUGAUGCCCCACAUGAAGAAUUUUUGCAGCUGGUAAAUUUGCUUCCAUCUGUCUCUCUCCAUCGGUUUGUACCUGAUAAAGACUUCCUGCAGCAGUGGGGUGAUGGAGGGGCAGCCAUUGUAGACCAGAUCAUAUGCUCUCAUGCCAGGUACUUUGUUGGCUCUUAUGAAUCCACAUUUUCCUUUCGGAUACAAGAGGAACGAGAGAUUCUUGGAUUUACUGAAGAGACCACCUUCAACAGGUUAUGUGGAUCAAGCUCCAAGUGUGAGCAGCCAGCCAAGUGGAGGAUAAUGUAUUAGACCUUUAUUUCAUUGGUCUAGAUAUGGUAGAUAUUCUCAUGAAAUGCCUUUAGGGAGCAAAACUAUGUGAACCCAACUUAUAGCAUAUUUUCUUAGUAGUUAAAUGGCUCUAGGCUGUAAACAAAAGAAAAAUAAGAGGCCAGUUAUCAACACUCCUGAGUGGCAUUUUAGAAGACAGGUUCCUUAUUUAUUUUGGUCAGUUUCAUCUGAUGAUAACUUGCCUUCCCAGUUCCUUGCUGCCAAUAUCUUUCCUCAGGAUCCUGUGCCAUAUCUUUUUUUAAUCUUUUCAUUGGUAUUCUUAUCGUGUUCCUCAAAUGAUAUGCUUCACUCUGUCAUUUUCCUUCUUUCCAUGUGAUCAUAUGUUUGAUUUGUUUUUUUUAGUUCCUCACAUGUUGAAGCACCUGUUACAGCAAUACUGCAUGCUUAUCUCAACAUGCUCUUGUCACCAAAGUCCAGCCACUUGGUAUUAUCUUUAUUAGUUAUUAGAACGUUUGAACUCUCUGUCUGAGUAUUAGAGCAUAAUCACCCAUGGCCUUGGUGCUCAACUUUCUUUCUCUCACCCUACUCUGUCCAUCUCUGUAUUGUAAGAAUUAACCAGUAUUCAUAAUCAUUUCUUCCUUCCUCUACUAAACUCACUGCCUACCUCUGUAUUUCCUCUUCCUAUGACAGAGUUCUUUCAAGAGAAAGGUUUCAGCUUAUUUUCUUGGAUAUUUCUGUUUCAGUAUGUGUGUGUGUGGGUGUGUGUGUGUGUGUGUGUGUGUGUGUGUGUGUGUGUGUGU